Molecule: messenger RNA, 649 nt
Organism: Mirounga angustirostris (Northern elephant seal)
Lineage: Eukaryota; Metazoa; Chordata; Mammalia; Carnivora; Phocidae
Product: cytochrome c oxidase subunit 8A, mitochondrial-like
Exons: 1
Coding region: 216-425 (69 amino acids)
Biological process (GO): mitochondrial electron transport, cytochrome c to oxygen
Cellular component (GO): mitochondrion
Source: RefSeq, a predicted model, not a curated record
UCUCUGGAUCUGCUUUCCCCCCAAACACCCCUUUUUUAGUGACAGGGAGGUAUUUGUCUCUUCCUUCCUAUUGCCCUCAAAGAGUCUCCCUUUCUCCUUUCCUCCUAAUGACACCUGGCAGAAUCUAGCAGAAUUUGAACUUCUGUAAAAGAAAAGCUGCUCUGGACUUCCCGACCUUGGGCAGUAGCUGGCAACUGUCAUCACUCCAUGCGGUCAUGUCUUUGUCUACGGCGCAGCUGCUGAGGGGCGUGACAGGUCUCACCCGGAGGCUCCCAGUGCAGCGUGCCCAGAUCCAUUUCAAGCCUCCGCGGGAGGAGCUCAGGACCAUGGAUGUUGCCGUUGGGCUCACCUCCUGCUUCCUGUGUUUCCUCCUGCCAUCGGGCUGGGUCCUAUCGCAUCUGGAGAGCUACAAGAAGUGGGAGUGAAGGGGGCUGUCCUGUCCCUCACCCUGUGACCUGACCACCCCUGGCCUCUCCUGAUCAUGUCUGCUGCAUCCCUGGCUGAUCUUCUCAGGAUCAUGUCCUUCAAUUACAAUGACCUCUUCUGCAGUCAUGACCUCUCCAUUUCUCCAUGGUGACAUCCUGGGACCACAUAUAUUGGUUUAUAAGGCCCUACUUGGUAGGGCCCUCCUUGUAACAAUAAAGUCUAU